AAACAACACACGCUGCGGCGGCGACCCAUUUCUUCCCUGUUCGGCUGCGGAGCGGGCGGCGGCGACAAUGGUGGUCCGCUUCCGCCUCCUCCUCCUGCUCCUCGCUUGCUCCCUCCUCUUCCUCGAGCUUCCCUCAGCCUCAGCCACAGUCUCAGGUAAACCAACUGUCCAUGAUGACUUGGAUCCAGCUCAGGUGACCAACCCGGCGAUGCCGAUCACAGUCCCGUCCACGAACCCAGCACCAACAAUCAUCACCGUGCCGUCCACGAACCCUACCAUCCCAAUCCCUUCCUUAAACCCUUUGCCCACACCUAUCCCAGGCCCCUCAACCGACCCGACUACCACAUUACCAUUGCCAACACCUUCCACCUCUGCACCGGCCGCCCCAGCAGUCACCAAUCCUGUCACCACCCCGUCAACGUUCCCUCCAUCGGCACCAUUUACAAACCCAGCCGCAAAUCCGAUGGUGCCAGCUAUCGGCAGUACGCCACCUACUGUUCCAGUUACCACUCCAGUCACAGCUCCGGCUGUGUCAGGGCAGCAAUCCUGGUGUGUGGCCAAAGCCGGCUCAGCCAAAGCAGCGCUCCAGGAUGCACUGGACUACGCGUGCGGCAUCGGUGGAGCCGAUUGCUCACCGAUACAGCCAUCGGGGAGCUGCUAUUAUCCAAAUACCCUGGAAGCCCAUGCGUCAUACGCCUUCAACAGCUACUACCAGAAAAACCCUGCACCCACCAGCUGCAACUUUGGGGGCGCAGCAAUGCUUGCCAAUGCUAAUCCAAGCUCAGGAACCUGUGUCUUGGCAUCCUCCAUGUCUUCACCAACAAGCUCUACGGCUGGGUACAAUCCUGGGUCCACCGCUCCUACUACACCAUCCACUAACCCUGUUACUGGUGCAUCUGGUUCUGAUCCGGGAUCAUCAGUGCUGAAUGCGAGUGGCUCAGGCAUUUCUGGAUCAUCAGACUUUGGGCCGGGCUUCCAAGGAGAAGGCAAUAACAGCAAUAGUUGGCGCUCAAUCUUGCCCUCUGGUUGGUCCUGGGCAGGCUUAUUCUCCAUGAUUGCGUUACCAUACGUCGGAGUGUUAUUUUGAAGAAAGGAGUUGCUCCAGAAUUUUGGAAACUUGGAGGAUUGCAAGUGGUGGCAUAGAACUAUAGAUUUUACUUUAGCUGUAGUAGUGUAGUGGGUAUUGAUUAGGCUAAAGAUGUAUGCUCGUAGGAAGUAGCAUUGCCUGUAUUGGCCAGUGGGUGUAGUUUCUAGGUGUAUCCAGUCAAAUGUUGAUGAUGAGCUUGCAAGUUGUAAUAUUUUCCUCCAUUGAAAGUGUGAUGCAGACUUGAAACUGUACAAGUCCUAUUGGGUCCAUUAAGUUUAUCGCAGGCUGCUUGGAAUUAAUUCUAUG
Molecule: messenger RNA, 1393 nt
Organism: Lolium rigidum
Lineage: Eukaryota; Viridiplantae; Streptophyta; Magnoliopsida; Poales; Poaceae
Product: endochitinase A1-like
Exons: 4
Coding region: 68-1087 (339 amino acids)
Source: RefSeq, a predicted model, not a curated record